Molecule: messenger RNA, 931 nt
Organism: Paramuricea clavata
Lineage: Eukaryota; Metazoa; Cnidaria; Anthozoa; Malacalcyonacea; Plexauridae
Source: the annotation of a GenBank genome assembly
AUGCAGAUGUUAUUGUACAAUCAGCCCAAGUGUCUUUGCUUGAAGAACAAUUCCAUGGGUUAGACCUGGUUAUCCAUCGCACCACCUUAUUAAAAGAUAUGAUAACAGCAUUUUCAGAUACAACCAUAUUAAAAAUUACAAUAUUUUUAAAGUUGUUGAUGCACGUGGUGUUAUAGAGGAAGGUGAAGGAAAGGGUGUGGCACGUGAAGCUCUCACUGAAUUUUGGCACCUCUUUUAUCAAUCAUUAUCCGUUGGAGCAUCCGCCAAGGUCUCUAGCAUCCGUCAUGAUUACCAAAGGCAAGAAUGGAAAGCUGUGGCCAGAAUUUUAUUGUACGGCUACUGCAAAGAAGGAGUGUAUCCUAUUGCGCUGUCUGCAGCAUUUGUUGGGUGCACUGUUCUAGGUGGAGUUCGUGUCUCCAGCGAAGUGCCAGUGAAAUCUUUCAUGGCUUACAUAGCGGAAGAUGAGAGAGAAGUAGUUGAUAACUACUUAAAAAAUGGAUCACAAAUUGAUAAAAACGAAGAUCUGUUGGAGGUUUUGGGGAGCUACAAAUGCUAUCGCAUACGUAAGGAGGAAAACAUCGACGACAUAUCAUGCAAUUAGCCCCCCAAGAGCUUAUCCAACGACCCCGGUAUAUUUCCAAUUGUUGGGCAACGAUAUUGCAAUCAUUGAAGAGUCGCCUUCAAUUUCAAGCAUUCUUUACUUCUACGAAGAAUUAAAACACACUGCGAAAAAGGUUUUAAUUUGAAAAUCCUAGAUGCUUCUCCGGAAAAUGAGGCGCAGCGAAAUGCUUUUGAUCACUUGGUACGUUAUAUCAAGUCUUUAGGAGGCAAUGUAAGCGCGUUUCUUCAGUUUACUACGGGUGCCGAUAUCAUCGUUGAAGGUCAGAAAUUGAAAGUGACAUUUACUGAGCUCAAUGGACUACAACGAUGA